CUCCGGGCUGACCGGGCGCCGCGGGUCGGGGCGGCCCCGGCCGCCGUCGCCUCCCCAAGGCCGGGCGCUAGCAGCAUGAUCUCAGAAAGGGAUUCAGAGACCACCUUCGAUGAGGAUUCCCAGCCUAAUGAUGAGGUGAUGCCAUACAGUGACGAUGAGACAGAGGACGAGCUGGACAGUCGGCAGCCUGCGGUCGAGCCAGGACAAAACCGAAUCAACAGAGAAACCGAGCAGAGCCGAGAGCUGCCCAAGAAAGACUGCAGCUGGCAAGUUAAAGCUAACGACGGGCGCUUCUACGAGCAGCCUCAGUUUAAGAGAACCAUAUUUCUCUGCUUCAAAAAAAGCAAAUAUGCAGGAAAUGCAAUUAAGACAUACAAGUACAACCCUGUCACUUUCUUACCGCUGAAUCUGUUUGAGCAGUUUAAAAGAGCAGCCAACUUCUAUUUCCUCAUUCUUCUAAUUUUACAGUCGAUUCCUCAAAUAACUACCCUGCAUUGGUACACAACACUGAUGCCCUUGCUUGUGGUGCUGGGAAUAACUGCAGUCAAAGACCUACUGGAUGACAUUGCUCGUCACAGGAUGGACAAUGAAGUUAAUAACAGGACCUGUGAGGUCAUCAGGGAUGGAAGGUUCAAAAUCACAAAAUGGAAAGAUAUUAAAGUUGGUGAUGUCAUUCGUCUGAAGAAAAAUACUUUCGUUCCUGCAGAUAUUUUGCUGCUAUCCAGCUCAGAACCAAACAGUCUCUGCUAUGUAGAGACAGCUGAACUAGAUGGUGAGACCAACUUAAAAUUCAAAAUGGCCCUUGAGGUGACACACAGGUACCUUCAGGAGGAAAGUGCCAUGGCAGACUUCAACGGUCUAAUUGAGUGUGAAGAACCCAAUAACCGCCUGGAUAAGUUUACAGGAGCAUUAUUCUGGAGGAACAUGAGUUAUUCCCUGGAUGCUGAUAAGGUUUUAUUACGUGGUUGUAAAAUCAGGAACACAGACUUCUGCCAUGGAUUGGUCAUUUUUGCAGGUGCUGAUACAAAGAUAAUGAAAAACAGUGGAAAGACGAGAUUUAAAAGGACCAAAAUUGACUCCCUGAUGAAUUACAUGGUUUAUACUAUCAUUGUUGUCCUCAUCCUGCUGUCAGCUGGCCUUGCCAUUGGACACACUUACUGGGAGCAGCAGAUUGGCAACUCGUCUUGGUACCUGUACGACGGACAAGACAGCAGUCCUUCAUACCGUGGCUUUCUUAACUUCUGGGGAUAUUUAAUUGUGCUGAACACCAUGGUUCCCAUUUCCCUUUAUGUGAGCGUUGAAGUGAUUCGCUGGGGCCAAAGCUAUUUUAUAAACUGGGACCUGCAAAUGUAUUACCCUGAGAAGGACACGGCAGCAAAGGCCAGAACCACCACGCUGAAUGAGCAGCUGGGGCAGAUCCGAUACAUCUUCUCGGACAAGACAGGGACUCUCACCCAGAACAUCAUGACGUUUAAGAAGUGUUGCAUAAAUGGCCAAAGAUAUGGAGACUGCCGGGAUGCAGCAGGGCAGCUUCAGAGCCACCGACAGCAAGUGGAUUUCAGCUGGAACAUGUACGCAGAUGGAAAGUUCUCAUUCUAUGAUCACUAUCUGAUAGAGCAAAUAAGGUCUGGAAAGGAGACAGAAAUACAGAAGUUCUUUUUCCUGCUUGCCAUUUGCCACACAGUCAUGGUUGACACUUCUGAUGGUCAGCUCCACUACCAAGCAGCUUCUCCAGAUGAAGGGGCCCUGGUUACAGCAGCCAGAAACUUUGGCUAUGUUUUCCUUUCAAGAACACAAAAUACUAUCACUAUAAGUGAAAUGGGGAUUGAAAGAACAUACGAUGUCCUUGCUAUCUUGGAUUUCAACAGUGACAGAAAACGGAUGUCUGUCAUUGUGAGAGAAUCAGAUGGACAUGUCAGGCUGUAUUGUAAAGGGGCUGAUACAGUAAUUUAUGAACGGUUGCAUGCAAGGAAUCCAAAGAGAGAAGCUACAGAAGAAGCACUGGAUGUUUUUGCAAGUGAAACUCUCAGGACACUCUGCCUGUGCUACAGAGACAUUAGUCACGAUGAAUUCGAAGCAUGGAAUAAAAAGUUCAUGGAGGCUAGUGUAGCUACAACUAGUCGUGAUGAAGCUCUGGACAAAGUGUAUGAGGAAAUAGAAAAUAACUUGAUUCUGCUUGGUGCAACGGCUAUUGAAGACAAACUACAGGAUGGAGUUCCAGAAACCAUUUCCAGACUCUCAAAAGCAGACAUUAAAAUCUGGGUGCUUACUGGCGACAAAAAAGAGACUGCUGAAAAUAUUGGAUUUUCUUGUGAACUCUUAACAGAUGAAACAACAAUCUGCUAUGGAGAAGAUACCAGUGCUCUUCUUCAGACUAGGCUGGAAAACCAGAGGAACAGAGCUGGAUCAAGUACACAUUCCUCUCUGAGAAUGAACGAGCCCUUCUUCCAGGGUAGUAAAGAUCGUGCUUUAAUAAUUACCGGCUCCUGGCUGAAUGAAAUCCUGCUGGAGAAGAAAAAGAAGAAAAAGAAACUUAAGCUGAAAUUCCCUAGAACAGCAGAAGAGAAAAAGAAGCAAACUGAGAAGAGAAGAAGGGCUGAAGCUUACAAAGAACAGCAGCAGAAGAACUUUGUUGACCUGGCCUGCGAAUGCAGGGCUGUAAUUUGCUGUCGAGUGACUCCAAAGCAGAAAGCCAUGGUGGUGGAGCUGGUGAAGAAAUACAAGAAAGCUAUUACACUGGCUAUUGGGGAUGGUGCCAACGAUGUGAACAUGAUUAAAACUGCACACAUUGGAGUUGGAAUCAGUGGCCAGGAAGGGAUGCAAGCUGUCAUGACAAGUGACUACUCCUUUGGGCAAUUCCGCUUCCUCCAGAGGCUGCUGCUGGUCCACGGGCGAUGGUCCUACAUCAGGAUGUGCAAGUUCUUACGAUACUUCUUCUACAAAAACUUUGCUUUCACACUAGUCCACGUCUGGUAUUCAUUCUUUAAUGGCUUUUCUGCCCAGACAGCAUACGAAGACUGGUUCAUCACGCUGUACAACGUGUUGUAUUCCAGUCUCCCAGUCCUGCUAGUUGGCUUGCUUGACCAGGACGUGAGUGACAAGCUGAGCCUUCGGUUCCCUAGCCUGUAUGUUUUGGGACAGAAGGAUUUACUUUUUAACUACAAGAAAUUCUUUCUAAGUUUGCUUCACGGAGCUGUAACUUCACUGAUAAUCUUCUUCAUACCAUAUGGAGCUUACCUCAAAACCAUGGGACAGGAUGGAGAAGCACCUUCAGAUUAUCAGUCGUUUGCUGUCACAGCAGCAUCUUCUCUCAUAUUUGUCGUCAAUUUUCAGAUUGGCUUGGAUACAUCUUACUGGACCUUUGUUAAUGCUUUUUCAGUGUUUGGGAGUAUUGCACUUUACUUUGGUAUCACAUUUGACUUCCACAGUGCUGGAAUCCACGUUCUGUUUCCUUCUGUCUUUCAGUUUACAGGAACUGCUCCAAAUGCUCUGAGACAACCCUACCUCUGGCUGACCAUGAUUUUAUCAAUUGCUGUGUGCUUACUCCCUGUAGUGGCCUGGCGUUUUUUGUCCAUGACAAUCUGGCCUUUGGAAAGUGACAGAAUCCAGAAGAACCGCAAGAAAUACCUGGCAGAGGAGCAGCAGUGGAGGCGGAGGCAGAGCGCUUUCCGCCGGGGCGUCUCGAGCCGCCGCUCCGCAUACGCCUUCUCCCAUCAGCGCGGGUACGCGGAUCUCAUCGCCUCGGGACGCAGCAUCCGCAAGAGACGCGCUCCUCUGGACGCGGUCCUGGGCAACAGCGCGGCUGGAGACAGAGAGGCUUGUGAAACAAGAUGAUUUCCUGAGUUUUGGGGAACUUUAUCCCUAUGGCUGGGGAUUUUGAUCCCAGUGAUUUGAGGAUUUGUAUCCCAAUGGUUGGGGACUUUGAUCCCAUUGGCUGGGGAUCUUUAUCCCUAAUGAUUUGAGGAUUUUUAUCACAGUGGUUGGGGAUCUUUAUCCCAAAGAUUUAGGGAUUUUGAUCCCAAUGGCUUGGGAUCUUGAUCCCAAUGAUUUAGGGGUUUUGAUCCCAAUGGCUUGGGAUCUUGAUCCCAAUGAUUUAGGGAUUUUGAUCCCAAUGGCUGGGGACUUCUAUCCCCAAAGAUUUGGGGAUCUUUAUCCCAAGGAUUUAGGGAUUUUUAUCCCAAUGGCUGGGGAUCUUUAUCCCAGUGGUUGGGGAUCUUGAUCCCAAUGGCUGGGGAUCUUGAUCCCAAUGAUUUGGGGAUUUUGAUCCCAUUGGCUGAGGAUCUUUAUCCCAAUGGCUGGGGAUCUUGAUCCCAAUGGUUGGGGAUUUUGAUCCUAAUAAUCUGGGUAUUUUGAUCCCUGUGGCUGGGGAUUUCUAUCCCCAAUGAUUUGGGGAUCUUUAUCCCAAGGAUUUGGGGAUUUUCAUCUUGAUGAUUGCACACAGUUCAUUUUUUUAUUAUUAAAAACAAGCUCAGGAUAUUUUUUUAACCAAAUGGUGUGACAAUAUGAAGAUUUUUAUGCUGUAUCAUGGAACCUCCUGGUUUUGGACUGCAGGAAACAGGGGCCGGGAGUUCUCCGAGGAGCUACUAAUCCUGGUGCGAUUGGUUUCUGCUUAACAUGGAAGUGAAGGAUACGCGUGCCAGGGUAUGGAAACCCAGCACUGCCUGGAAUUGGGGACCCUCUUGGCAUUUUAAUAAGAUGUUGUUAUAAAAGCACAGUUACAUUUCACGUGUUGUCUUUGGGAGCAAACUGCCGAGGAGCAGUCUGACCUUGUGUGCGCCAUUUCAUUGAACUGCACCUCCUAGGUAAGACACGCCUGGUGAUAAACUUCAGCCAGUGUCAGAUGUCGGUAGGAAUUCUGACAUGUAGAGGUGCAGCUUCUGCUCCUUUCUUUCUUCAGCAGUUGCUCAUGGCUUGCUGCACUAUGUGCACAGAGAUAAUCCUUUGCAUCUUCUGAAUCAGUAGUUAACAGAGGUGUUUCUCCUCACUUGCUCUUUGUUUUCUGCCUCUUUCCAGCUCUACAGUAUGUUUGUGCCUACUUAACACAGUGCAUUUAUGAACAGAUAUGGCUGAUAUCUGGAAGGCUGCCCUUUGAGCUGGCAAAAGUUUGUUUAUUUCAGUUUCUAGACACAUCAGUCAAUAAUGGAUAAUGAGAAAACGGUCACUUUUAGGUGGAAUGUGUUUCACUUGGUAGUGAGUCAAUUCCUACAGUGUAAAAAAAGGUUUCUGUGAGAGUCUCUUCACAUUUGCUUGUGCUUUUACUCCUCAAGUUGAGACCUAUGAAUGUUUCACUUUUACCUGCUUCCAACUCCUGGACUAAUAUUGAUUACUGAAAUGGUUUUAUAGUAAAAAAUCGUGAUUUACAGCUCUUGUAUAAUGGAAUGUACAUUUCAAGAAAUGAAUGCAAAUAA
Colius striatus (speckled mousebird) is the source of this 5408-nucleotide messenger RNA. It is a transcript of the gene ATP8B1, whose product is annotated as ATPase phospholipid transporting 8B1. Lineage: Eukaryota; Metazoa; Chordata; Aves; Coliiformes; Coliidae. Bases 76 to 3834 code for a protein of 1252 amino acids. Gene Ontology annotation, molecular function: magnesium ion binding; ATP binding; ATPase-coupled intramembrane lipid carrier activity. Gene Ontology annotation, cellular component: plasma membrane. The record is from RefSeq and is a predicted model, not a curated record. Gene Ontology annotation, biological process: phospholipid translocation; Golgi organization. The transcript is spliced from 28 exons.